UUGAUAACAAGAGAAAUUCGAAAAUAACAUAACAGUUUACAGUGAAAGUAACUAACUAACUAACCAACUAAAAAAGAAGAGAAGAAGAAGUGUGUGAUUCGCGUAGGAAGAUUGAAGAAGGCACAGAGGUUUACUAAAUUAAGUAGUAACAAAUAGAAAUGUAUGAAGGUGUAAGAAGAAAAAUAAGAAGGAGGAAAAGUGUGUAGAGACAAAUUACAGCUACACAAAUGCUACCCAACAAGAGCUCUUAUGUAUACACAUACAUAUUGUUCAUCGAUAAAGUUGUAUACUAUAUAUAUAUGUACACAUUAUACAUAUACAUUUAUGCAAACGUGUGUGUAAACAUAUGACUCCCGUAUGUUGCGACAAAGGUAGCUACUAUGUAGAUACCGUGGAUCGGAGGAGGAGGGUCUUUAUCAGCGUUACUUGUUCGACGACGGGCGUCGCCGUUAGCAGCGUACUUUAUUACUUUAUCGUGCGUGCUCCCGCUCAGUUGUUCUCCUCUUAUUUCUAACGACAUUUCACCUAUCCAAGAUAUAUCAUCGAUCAAAAACGACAAAAACUCGAUUCGAUAGAUAACAAUACUAAUUCAUUGCUUGUUCCAAUCAACUUCUUCAACGAGAGAUUGAUUUUUUUUGUUGGUUCCUCUCUUAUCUCUGUAUAUUAUUUUGUCUUUUUUUUCUCUUACAUCAUUUUUUAUUAUUUUUCUUCGGGGGAAUAUUGAAAAGUUGAACAAAAGUGUGAAACCAUAAAGAGAGGAAUAAAAAAACAAACGUUUUAGUUAAUUAAAUAAUUAGUAAUAUUAUUUCUUGAGAAUGUUACUCGAUUAUAGAGGAUGCAAAGUCAACGAUAACAGCUUGAUACUGAUAUCUUGAUUACGAUCAUCAAUUUACACGUUAAGGAUACGUCACCGCAUCGCGACAUUCUCUCUCUCUCUCUCUCUCUUUCUUACUGUUAUUGAUCAUUUCUAAUUUGGAAUGGACACCUUAGAAGAUUUGUCUCUGUACUUUUACAUAGCCUGUGGGAUCGGAUUGAGUCUACAUCUGUUGACGUUCUCUUUACUUGCCAUUUUUUAUUGGAAAAUCAAAAGUCUUUCUAAAGCGGAGUCGAACCAAUUGGGCAGACAGACAAACAUGAUGGCAGAUUUUUGUUAUACAAAUCCAACAAUCGUGCCAGGUGAAGAAUUAUCUCGUCGUGGAUUUUCUAUGUAUUCCGGCAAUGACAAUCUUAACGAAGAUUCUAAUACGAAGAACAAGGAAAUUAGUUAUGGAACGUAUCACGAAGCAUUGUCCAAAUUUUGACGAUGAUAUAUUUUCAUUUCAAAUUAUAUUACCAUUAAUUUGUACUUAAUUUGCACUUUCACGAUCAACAAAUUCAUUAUUAAUUUAUAUAUAUACAUAUAUAUAUAUAUAUUUACAUAAG
Messenger RNA from Polistes dominula (European paper wasp), 1422 nucleotides. RefSeq lists its product as uncharacterized. Lineage: Eukaryota; Metazoa; Arthropoda; Insecta; Hymenoptera; Vespidae. The record is from RefSeq and is a predicted model, not a curated record.